UAAUGCCUGUAUUUCUCAGCAAAUUUAAGACAUCAACAUAAUAACACGAAGCCCUCUAGAAACAUAUUUGUUAUUUCUUAGUUGUUAUUGAUUCAUUCAUUUUUGCUAAAGUUUAAAACUUUUUGCUUAUAAAAUUAGCAUUUUCAGCAAACUGGAUUUUACAAUGCAGACACGAGCACUGGUUUAUACCGCAUCAUUCCGGAUUAAAGAAAGAAGACGACAAACGUUUAAAGUAACGCUAUGUCACUUUUUAAUCAGUUUUCUGUACUUAUCAUGGGUCUCACAAGUCGAGGCAGGUGGUGACUGCCCUCAUCUUAAGCUCAACCCACCGAGUGUUGUUGUGGAGUACGGCAGCUCUGUUUCAGUGGAUUGUAGCACUGAUGUCACACAUGAUGGGAUGGGCUGGGAAGCCCCUGAAGGAUCAGUACCCAUGACCACAGACAAACUGAUCACCUGGAGAGUGUCUAACCUGAGACAAUGGGACAUACAGUCACAGUGCUACAUAAACUACAAUAGGAAACAAUGCGAAACUUUUGUCUCAAUCACUAUUUACAAGACUCCAGAUAGUGUCUCCAUCAACACACUGAAUCACACAGGACCAAUGAUAGAGGGAUCAUGGUAUGAGCUCAAGUGUGACAUUGUGAAUGUGGCUCUUAGCAAUCUCACAGUGAAAUGGUUUAAAGGAGAGAAAGAGGUGCAUACUAAAACCUUCACUGACACCAUCAAGACUCCAGUGAAUGUUACAUCUACACUUAACAUCACUGCAGUCAGAUCUGAUGAUGGAGUUCAGUACAGAUGUGAAGCAGAGCUGAAACUGGGAGCAGAUGGACCUCAACCUCCUCCUAAAGUGACAUCAGAACCUCUCAGCAUCACAGUACACUAUCGACCAAAACACGAGGUCACCAUUGAACUCAUCAGUACAAAUGAUGGAGACGUAAUUCUGAACUGUAUAGUACCAGCAAAUCCACCUGCUACUUACUCCUGGUACUCAGAGCAUUUGACAGAGACAAGAAAUUCAGCAGUGCUCUCAUCCUCUAAACUGACUCCAGGAAACUACACAUGCACUGCUACAAACACUCUAGGAAAGUCCAGCAAAGUGUUCACCAUCACAGGUGGCCGCACUACAUUCUGGGCUAUUCUUAUAUUUGGCCUGAUGAUACUUGUAAUAUGGUUUACAUCUUGUGCAGCAUACAGGAUGUGUAACUUAACUCAGAAUUCUGUUUACUUGGCGACCUGAAACUGGGAUCUUCUGAUCAGGGAGUACACAUUAAUACUAAAUUACUUUAAGAAAUGUCAUUUAGGACUUGGUUGCGUUUGAAAGAAUUUCUUUAGACUUGAAAACACUGUAUGACAUUUGAUACUCUGUGUUACAUUCCUGUACAUCCAAAGGAUGUUUCUAGGCUGCAGUGUUUAUUUGACUAUCUGAAAGAUAUGUUAGAUGUCAUCCAGCUUCCUUCAGUUAAAUGAAACAAAAACUGAAGUUUUAAUUUUUGGCCCCUGUGCUUCCACAGAGGUUGUUGCCAAUAAUUGUGGACCUCUAUCUGGUUAACUUCACACACCUGUAUAUGUUAAACUUGGGUGUUACUUUUGAUUCUGCUUUGACUUUUGAUAAACAGAUUAAUUCUGUGGUCAGGUCUGGUUUUAGUAGUUAAAGAAUAUAUCUAAAAUGACGUAUUUUUAUCAUUUAAAGAUAUGGAGUCUGUAAUUCAUGCUUUUAUUUCAUCCAGAUUAGACUAUUGUAUUGUUUUGUAUAGGGUUCUCCAACCCUGUUUCUGAAGCUACCUUUCUACAUCCUUUAAUUCCAACCCUGCGCUUGGGUUGGUUGUAAAUUUCUGCAGGACAGUAGCUCUCCAGGAACAGGGUUGGAGACCUCUGAUACGCUGACUGUUUGUGUUUAUUUACUGACUCUGAUUGUGUAUAUAAAUGUUGCAAUGCAUACAAAAAAACCUAAAUUAAAUUAAAAAUUAAUUAAACAUUUA
Molecule: messenger RNA, 1979 nt
Organism: Misgurnus anguillicaudatus (oriental weatherfish)
Lineage: Eukaryota; Metazoa; Chordata; Actinopteri; Cypriniformes; Cobitidae
Product: intercellular adhesion molecule 2-like
Biological process (GO): cell adhesion
Molecular function (GO): integrin binding
Source: RefSeq, a predicted model, not a curated record